Dreissena polymorpha is the source of this 1831-nucleotide messenger RNA. RefSeq names its product protein ILRUN-like. Gene Ontology annotation, biological process: macroautophagy. Gene Ontology annotation, cellular component: phagophore assembly site. Gene Ontology annotation, molecular function: ubiquitin binding. Lineage: Eukaryota; Metazoa; Mollusca; Bivalvia; Myida; Dreissenidae. The transcript has 5 exons. The record is from RefSeq and is a predicted model, not a curated record. Bases 122 to 1000 code for a protein of 292 amino acids.
ACCUUAAUAGAAUAAAGUGACGUAAGCAAACAUUACAAAUACGAAAUGAGAAUGAUGACAGAAAUAACUAGCAUGAAAGUUCGAGAUUUUUACUAGUUAUUUAUGAAAACUAUUAGAAACAAUGUCGAUGGAUGUUGACAAUGAAUUAGAAGGCAUUCUGCUACAGCAGUUUAGUUCAUUGGGGACGACGGACAAGGAAGUACUGAUAGCCAAAUUCCAAGAACUUUUGGGCGAUCAGCUGAAUCCUCCAGAAUGUGCUUUCUAUCUUGAUAUGAACAAUUGGAACCUGCAGGCAGCAAUAUGCUCCUACUAUGACUACCAACCCAGUGAACGACUCCCGAAGCUGACCUUUUUAAAAGAUGUAACCAUAGGUGAGGGGGAAGCGGUGCCUCCUAACACAACAUUUACAAAAACCUGGAAACUCGGGAAUUCUGGUGAGGAGGUGUGGCCGCCAGGCUGCCAGUUGAAAUUCUGCAGUGGUGACAACCUGGCCUCCACAGACCGGGUGCUGGUGGACGCCCUGCCGCCUCACAGCACAGCUGAGAUCAGUGUGGUGAUGCGGUCCCCUGCAGAGGACGGCACAUACCAGGCACAGUGGAGAAUGUGCACUGCCACUGGUUUGUUCUUUGGAGAGACUAUUUGGGUGAUUGUGCGAGUAGCAGAAGGUGGUUUGCUAGGUGUGACUCAACAGUUAUCCCGGUUUGGAAGUGACUUUGUGCAAAAUCCCUACCCAGUAAGUGGUGCAAACCCAUUCCUAUCUCCCAGUAAAUCAAACCAAUCUGACACUGACAGUGCACACAUGCGAUCAGCUUUCCAUUCCCCCAACAAUUCUCUUGUGGCACAACAUGGGAGCCCGUACAUUGACCAACUAAGCCCAAGUCCAACUCUGACCUCACAUCAAGGGUCCAAUGGCGUAAAUACACCUGCCAGAUCUCUCUUUCAGGAAAGCAGUGCCAACUGCACCUCAGAAGACUGUGAUACUAUAGAGGAAAUGUCCUAGCAGACUGCAAUGACCUUGUUUGUUGAUACAUACUCAGCUGAUUGCUCAUGUUCAGAUUAAAACCAAAGUGUAGGACUACCAUACAUGUAUUUGGUGCAUGAACAAACUUGCUGAAAGGUGAAGUUCAAAAUCUUUGUUUGCCAUUUAAUUGUUUUCAUGUGAACAGAAUGUAAGUGUACUAAAAUGAAGUUUGAUCUCAAAUUCUAGUUUAGCUGUCAUUUUGUCUGUUCUACAAUUUGUCCUUGUAUUUUGCACUAUGUGUAAUACUUGCAAGUAUCAUUUAUGGCAAAGGAAAACUAUUUGUGUACAAGUUUGUGAACCAUGAGCGCUAGUGGUUGUUUAAUAUUUUUCCAGUACCAUGUAAGCUCUUCCUGCUAUUUCUAAGGUCUGACAGACGAAACUAGGUACUCUCUUUUUAUGCUUAUCCAUAGUGAUAUGAAAUAAUCUGUAUUUCUUCAUUGGUUUUGUUUUCCUUGAAAUCAAUAUAUAUACGGGGCGAUCUUGGAAAACCGGAAAUUAUUCUUGGGCAUAAUGUUCUAACAGACUAAUCAGUGACAACUCUUUCCGCAUUUUUAUGUGUAAAUGAGUUUUCUUCUGAACAAAAAUCAUGUCUAAGCAGAAAGUGUUGUCUCUGAUUAGCCUGUGUGGCUAACAAGGGGCUGUAGCUUUAUGUACAUGCACCCAACCCUGUUUUCUCAGACCUUGGCUAAUAGUUAAAGGAGCCUUAUGUAGAAUCCAAUUCAGGUUAUGUCUAAAGGCCUGUUAGUCUAUCACAUGUUAUAGUUCAGUACCAAUCAAUGUUUGUGUAGAAUAAACUGGCUGAAAAUGAAA